Molecule: messenger RNA, 418 nt
Organism: Cydia pomonella (codling moth)
Lineage: Eukaryota; Metazoa; Arthropoda; Insecta; Lepidoptera; Tortricidae
Exons: 3
Coding region: 32-418 (128 amino acids)
Source: RefSeq, a predicted model, not a curated record
UCAGUGUCAGAUACAUCAUUCAAUCUUAAUCAUGUGGCAUUUAUUAAUAUUAUUAUGGUUCUCCUUUGUGCUGUCAGUGGAUGCCCAAGUGGGUUCUGGAUACUUAGACUGGAAACAAUUUGAAAAGGAGCACGCGCCCCACUACUUCGAUCGGAUCGAGUAUACCACUUAUUACCAUCAGCUCGUAAAACCACGUAUGAAACCAAAAAGACCGGCAGACCUCACGCCGGAUUGGAAGAUUGACGAAAUGCCCCCAGAGCCAUAUUCGCAGAGUUUCUACCAAGAAUUUGAGAGACCAUAUAAGUUGCAGCCGUUCACUAUGAGCGCUGCAUUUUGGGACGCGUCCGUUGACAACUUUGUAAGUAUGUUCCUGGACCAGAGAUAUAAUAGAUACAGCAAAUAUCACGAUUUGUAUUGA